Messenger RNA from Penicillium cataractarum, 810 nucleotides. RefSeq names its product alpha/beta fold hydrolase. The record is from RefSeq and is a predicted model, not a curated record. Bases 1 to 810 code for a protein of 269 amino acids. The transcript has a single exon. Gene Ontology annotation, molecular function: epoxide hydrolase activity. Lineage: Eukaryota; Fungi; Ascomycota; Eurotiomycetes; Eurotiales; Aspergillaceae.
AUGUUCUAUCGGGAGAUGGGUGGAAAGUCUCACAGCAAAACAAUUCUCCUUCUUCAUGGCUUUCCUUCAUCAUCCCAUCAAUAUAGAAAAUUGAUUCCUCUGCUUGCUGCCAAGUACCGAGUUGUGGCGCCGGAUCUUCCAGGUUUCGGCUUCACAGAAGUACCAGAGGGGUUUAAAUAUUCAUUCGAGACGCUCACCGACACACUCGCGGAGUUUUUAGAUGUCAUCUCCCUUUCGACGUUCUCUAUCUACAUCUUCGAUUACGGUGCUCCAGUUGGUCUUCGUCUGGCGCUCCAGCGCGCGGACGCUAUUGAGGCCGUCGUCACUCAAAAUGGAAAUGCGUAUAAAGAGGGAUUCGGCGACGUGUGGGGUCCUAUACAAGCCUUCUGGACAAGCAAGAAUUCUGCCGAAGAUCGAGCCAAAGUGGCAGAUGCAAUGUUGACAUACGAUAUUACAAAGUUUCAAUACCUCAAUGGGACACCCGACGCUAGCAGAGUCGCACCGGAAUCUUAUACGUUAGAUUACGCCCUGAUGGAACGCCCUGGAAACAAGGAUAUUCAACUUGAUCUUUUCAUGGAUUACCAGAACAAUGUUGCGCUCUACGAGAAAUUCCAAGAAUACUUCAGGUCUUCUCAAGUGCCACUACUGGCUGUUUGGGGGAAGAACGAUGUUUUUUUUAUUCCCCCUGGGGCUGAAGCAUUUAAGAAAGAUCUUCCCCACUCCCAAGUCAAGUUUCUCGACGCUGGCCAUUUUGCAUCGGAGACUCAUGCUGAGGAGAUUGCCGACGAGAUUAUUGCUUUCUUAGGGUAG